UUUCAUAAUGGACUUCUUCAACUCAGCUCUUGGAAAAAACAUCACUUUUGUGCGUCCUGAAUUUUUCAUAAUAAGUGGAUUUAUUGGCAUACCCAAUAUCAAUUAUUACUAUGUAUUCCUCUUUUUUGUUUACAUUGUUUCAGUGUUGGGAAACACUGCUGUGAUGGCCAUAAUAUACUUGGACCAUAGGCUGAGAACUCCAAAAUAUAUUGUAGUUUUUAAUUUAGCAUUUGUGGACCUGUGCGGUAGCUCUGCUUUGGUGCCAAAGGUUCUUGAUAUCUUUCUGUUUAACCAUCAGUACAUCCCCUACGCUGACUGCUUGGCAUUUCUUUUUUUCUGCUACACGAGUCUUUCAAUGCAGGUUCUUAAUCUAGUUGCACUCUCGUAUGACAGACUGAUAGCUAUCAUCUACCCACUGCACUACCAAGUGAAGGUGACCCACAGGUUCAUGCUGUCUUUGAUUGCCUGUUUCUGGGUCUUUGUUAUUACUGUUAUUCUUAUUGCAGUGGGCCUUCUAACGAGACUUUCCUUUUGUAAGUCUGUGGUUAUUAACAGCUAUUUCUGUGACCACGGCCAGAUAUAUCGACUGGCUUGCAAUGACAAGAAACCUAACGAUGUCAUUACUCUGUUUUUAAUAGUUGUAAUUCUUUGGCUUCCACUCACAUUUAUUCUGUUUAGUUAUUCGUGUAUUGGCUAUGCAUUGUCUAAAGUUGCCACAGUUCAUGAAAGAGUGAAGGCCUUUAAAACCUGCACAGCUCAUCUUUCGUUGGUGGUAAUCUAUUUCGUCCCCAUAUUAGUCACAUUUACUAUGACUUCAAAAAUAUCUCCGAACGCCAGGAUCCUAAACCUGUCUCUGACCUCUGUCUUUCCUCCAAUGCUGAACCCAAUCAUUUAUGUUUUGCAGACGCAAGAAAUCAAAGAAUCUAUGAAAAAAAUAUUGAAAUUUAGAAAGAAAUCCCAAAUUACAGUGAAGAGAGAAAUCAUGCAAUGAUUAUUUGUGUAUUUAAUUUGGACAUUGUUUUAAUGCCAUCAGGUUAACUUUUGUUUUGUUAACAUCUGCACACAUUUGAACAUUUAAUUCAACACAAGUUAUUCCAUCAAAAAUAAAUUAUAAUAAUUGAGCUUUAAAUAAAUAAACUAACUAAUAGAUAGCACAAAACAGUAAACAUUAGAAAUACAGUGUGUCAGGUUUAACACACCUACAAUGAGAGUGUUCUGCUAUUUGUUUUAUCUGUGCUUGUGUAUUAGGAGGAUAU
Messenger RNA from Gymnodraco acuticeps, 1256 nucleotides. Its product is annotated as olfactory receptor 1-like. Gene Ontology annotation, biological process: G protein-coupled receptor signaling pathway. NCBI's taxonomy places the organism in Eukaryota, Metazoa, Chordata, Actinopteri, Perciformes, Bathydraconidae. The record is from RefSeq and is a predicted model, not a curated record. The coding region runs from base 8 to 991 and encodes 327 amino acids. Gene Ontology annotation, cellular component: membrane. The transcript has a single exon. Gene Ontology annotation, molecular function: olfactory receptor activity; G protein-coupled receptor activity.